UGAACGGCGAAUGAAAGUCAAAUUGUUGUCAUUGAGAAUUUCCCCUACUUCCAUGUGCACUCACUAAACGCCAUGGCCAUGUGUUUAUCUCGAAAAUUCCGGCUUGUUCAAGUCUCACUGCUGACUUGGGCAGCAGCAACGGGGCCUCCUACAUGUAAGAUCCGGGACACACACUCUCGUAUUCAGCCAGCGUCACAGCGGAUGCUACCAUUCCCAAUGCUUGCACGCCGCCGAGAAAAUAUCAGUCUACCAGCUGGAGCUAAGAGCCGAUCGGCCACGCAGGUAUUCAGCGCGUAGGGAAGAAGGUCGCUAAGAGAGAACGCGUGUGGUUUCUCCAGCUCAGUCUCGCAGCCUCGUUUAGGCAAGUCCAUGGCACAGUAGACUUUGUGGAGAUGUAAGCUUAGUUGCCUUCAUUGGCAAAAGGGUAGCAGCCGAUAUAGCGAUGCUACACUGAAUUAUCUGCCAUUGUCAACUUCAUCUAGUGAGGAGAAGAUGGU
Colletotrichum phormii is the source of this 497-nucleotide messenger RNA. RefSeq lists its product as uncharacterized. The record is from RefSeq and is a predicted model, not a curated record. The transcript is spliced from 2 exons. Bases 73 to 297 code for a protein of 74 amino acids. Lineage: Eukaryota; Fungi; Ascomycota; Sordariomycetes; Glomerellales; Glomerellaceae.